Messenger RNA from Bombina bombina (fire-bellied toad), 2198 nucleotides. RefSeq names its product mucin-17-like. Bases 41 to 2068 code for a protein of 675 amino acids. NCBI's taxonomy places the organism in Eukaryota, Metazoa, Chordata, Amphibia, Anura, Bombinatoridae. The record is from RefSeq and is a predicted model, not a curated record. The transcript has 3 exons.
GCAGUUUUUUCUUAGCAGUUCUGUCAUCACCAGUGCAGCUAUGCAUCGUUCCAGGCGUUCGACUCUGCCUCCCAGACGUUACCAGUCGGAACAGGAACCUCCUGCACCUGCAAAAGAAAAAAUAAAGAUAAGUGUUCAAUCUAUUUCUGAGGAUGAUUUAGAUAUCAUUCCCCCAACUCAAUAUACUACUGUUGUGUCAGCCCAGGUUCAUAAUGUGGAAGAGCAGGGACCUAUUGAUAUUGAGUUAGCUCAGGAAUCCCCCAGACCUCAAGCAUUGCAGACCCAGCAGGCUAAUUUACCCCUUGAUAGUGUACAGGCCUCAUUUUUAAGUGCUGUACCCCCUGCUGCUAUGUCAGCAGUUUCUGACCUAUUGGAAAACAUAAUAUCCGCUAUGGCUGCAGCCUCCCCAGGGCCCAGUGUGACACCAGCUGUUUUCCCUCCUGAUCCUUCUAGUCAGGAUCCGGAUCCUGCUUUAACUACCCCCAGCAGGCAUCGCCCUUUCACACCUCUCAUUGAGGCACCACACGUGGCAACACGCGGUCCCCAGCCCGGCCGGAACAUGGCCCCUGUAACGGCCCCUCAGCCCUCAACACCCGGACUUGCCCCUGGUCGCACCAUACCCGAGGCCCAUGCCAUCCCAGGGCCUAUGCUGCUCCCCCCGGGGCCUAGCGAUCUCCUUCGCCAGCCGCGUGGUCCGGGUCCGACUUCCGGUGUCAACGCCAUGUUAGUGACGUCACCGGAAGCGGACAUCGGCACUUCCGGCUUGGCAGAUUCCCGCGCGGUCACAAGGACAUCGGCUCCCGGGGCAACGCCACUCGCAGGUGAGCACCGAGAGCCGUCCUUGGCCGUUGGCGGGUUAUCAGUGGGGGGUCAGAGGGGCAUUAACAGCGCAAGCAAACUGCGCAAGCGAACGGCACAUUUGAACGUUAAUCCUCAGGGGCAUCAAAGGGGUCGCUCCAUCAUAAGAGGUAGUACCAGGCAGAUAGCCAGUGAUAGGGGUAGGGGGACACGCAGAGUUAACCCUUCCAGGGCAAUGAGGCCAUUACAGUUUAUACAAAUGGGAGAUAACGCAAAUGCCGUUCAGCAGGCCGCUCCCGAUGUUAUUAACCCACACAGGGCUGAUAGUGGUUUAGUGCAAGCGGCCGCUCAGCCGCAUGAUAUUGUGUCUAAUAAUAGCCUGCAUGUGAAUCAAGGCAAUGUUCAAAGUAUGCAUGUUAAUCAAAACAUUGAGCAUCAUUUACCGUCUCAUCAUUUACCAUCCCCCAUUGGUGUGAAUGCGGCUUUGAAUGGUGUGAACGUACAAGCAGCUCCUCAGGGAUAUAAUACACCCCUGGUUGGCAUACAUAAUGCGAAUGUGCAAUCUUUAAGCCAGCUACAACAUCCCAUUAUGUUAGGCAUACAAGGAGUACAACCCCUUGAUCAGGGUAUCCACUCCCCCAUUGCAGCCACGCAGGGCGCUCAUGCACACUCAUUAAACCAUGCACAAUCAAUAAGCCAGGCAUGCCAUAACCCUAUUGUAGACCAGCAGGGUGUGAAUGCUCAGACAUCUGCGAAUGGACAGUCAGUGAGUCAGGGAUUUCAUACACCACUUCAUAUAGCUCAUCCACCCCUUGCUACUGAUAAUCCAGACACAUCCAUUGGGCAAAGUGCUCGCCAAAUUCUUUCUCUUUUGCAGGGGGCAAUUGGAUCACAAAGUGCAGCAAAAACACGGACCAACACUGCCACAGUCAUGAGUGGGGCGGAUGCAGAAGUUCCAAGCAGCAUUACAGCAGGAGCAGCAGCCACCACUUCCACUGCACAGCAAGGGUCUUCAGGACUCGCCCUCCAAAACCAGCCAGCAGGCCAGCCCGUUUCCAGCAUGGGUCAGGGACCUCCUGCCAUUAGUCACGCUCGUCCUUCCUGGAUAGCCUUACUGCCGUUGGUCCGCUCCUCCUUAGCACCAUCCACUUGGCACGCCUAUGCCCGCAUGUGGUCUGAAUGGGACGAUUUCUGUGCGUCCAGGGGAGCCGACGCUGCUCAGGGGUCUAGGGACAACUUACAUGAUUGGCUGGCACUACCCCCGGGGUGAAGCGAAUCUGGAUUGUGGGCCACUCCUUUGUCCACUGGGCCUCCCUACGCUGUGCGUCCCUCCCAUUUGGCCAAUCCCUAGGUCUCCCUACCAACAAGGCAUCCGUUAGGUGGUUGGGUGAUAGGGGGAU